CGGUGGCAGGCGGCAGGCGCCAUGGCCGGGCCCGAGCUCCGCGCGGCCCUGGAGGCGCAGCUCCGCCGCCUGGCCAUCCCGACGGUCAGCGUGGAUCACCCCGAGGUAUUUACAGUUGAAGAAAUGAUGCCUCAUAUCCAACACUUGAAAGGGGCACACAGUAAGAACCUGUUUCUUAAAGACAAAAGGAAGAAGAGUUAUUGGCUGGUAACAGUCCUUCAUGAUAGGAAGAUUAACCUGAAUGAUCUGGCCAAACAGCUUGGUGUUGGAAGUGGAAAUUUGAGGUUUGCUGAUGAAAUGGCUAUGCUAGAAAAGCUGAAAGUUGGGCAGGGCUGUGCCACACCUCUGGCUCUCUUCUGUGACCAGGGAGAUGUGAAAUUUGUCCUGGACUCUGCUUUUCUGGAAGGUGGAUAUGAAAAGGUGUACUUCCAUCCAAUGACAAACACAGCCACAAUGGGCUUGAGCCCUGACGACUUUCUCACCUUUGUGAAGAAGACUGGGCAUGAUCCUAUAAUAUUAAAAUUGGAUUAAACUAAUGGGCCAACAUUUUGAAUAAAAUGUAACUUUGGAAACUGUCAA
Vombatus ursinus (common wombat) is the source of this 579-nucleotide messenger RNA. Its product is annotated as prolyl-tRNA synthetase associated domain-containing protein 1. Lineage: Eukaryota; Metazoa; Chordata; Mammalia; Diprotodontia; Vombatidae. Gene Ontology annotation, molecular function: aminoacyl-tRNA deacylase activity. The coding region runs from base 22 to 531 and encodes 169 amino acids. The transcript is spliced from 2 exons. The record is from RefSeq and is a predicted model, not a curated record.